AUGGGGACAACCAAGAUGGGGACAACCAAGAAGAGUGCUACCAAGCCCAACAAGCGGUUUCGGGGAGGAAGAAAAAGUCGAAUGGCGAGCCGAUUGCUUCGCAGCAAACUCAAGAUGAAAACGAUGGCGCCGCUGGCUCCCAAGCAUGUCAUAUCUCGAAUGGCCAUGUCACGACUCGCAAAGGAGAUCAUGUCGCAUCUGCCUGGGGCAACUCUGGAUGACCCCAACAAAUUGUCCCUAGUCGCUGCGGAUGCCCUGCAUACCGCGGCUGAGGGGUUCCUGGUGGAUGUGCUCUCGUGCUCAUAUGCCUUGGCCCGUCAUGCCAACCGCACAGUACUGAUGGAUAGUGACAUUAAAUGCAUUUGCAUGGCGAUGAGGACAUUGAACAAGACAACCUUUGGUGAUGACGGGUUCCAUGCCAAGUUGAAGGGUGUAUUGGCAGACACCAGGGCCGAAGCAGGCUCUGCCAAUAAUGGAACCGACAGUGAUGACAUCGACAGUGAUGAUACCGACAGUGAUGAUACCGACAGUGAGGCAUCGUAA
Messenger RNA from Fusarium coffeatum, 543 nucleotides. RefSeq lists its product as uncharacterized. The transcript is spliced from 3 exons. The record is from RefSeq and is a predicted model, not a curated record. Gene Ontology annotation, molecular function: DNA binding; protein heterodimerization activity. Bases 1 to 543 code for a protein of 180 amino acids. Lineage: Eukaryota; Fungi; Ascomycota; Sordariomycetes; Hypocreales; Nectriaceae.